UAAUGUUCGGGAGAAAGUCAAUCUGUCACUGCCAGUUUUAAAGAAUCAUUUGGAUGGAGACGGACUGGUGAUUGAGGGGAAUCGGUAUCGUUGAUUAUUGGCACCGUCCGAGGGGAAAUCGAUGACUUGUAAGGGGAAUUUUUGGUAAAAACAGAGAGGGAAACUGCUGGAGAAUAGCGUGGGUGUACACCAUCCAGGGGUGACUGAGUAAUGAGCCAACGGCGUCCUCCGAUAGGUGCCGUCCACCAGCUGGAGCAAGCCCCCAUUGGCCAAUUCCCCCCAACAAUUUGUUUUUAUCACUACGCAGGCACCUCCGUCGACAUACGGAUAAAACCUGUGUGCUAUCGGUUUAUUCGCAAACGCGCUGAGAGUCCGCGUGGAAGGCACACCGUCGUCUUCACCAGGGAGUUGCGCUUCGACGUGCAUUACGACCAACAUCGUCGUUCUCGUCAAGCCCUCCGACAAUUCCCUAAGGGAAGAAUAAUGGUGCGAGAAUUUUCCACGAGUUUGGCUAUUGGCCUCGCCCUCACGGCCUGUGCUCUUUUCCCUCCGACAACCACGGCCAUCGAUCUUAGCCGAUUUUACAGCCACUCACACUCCAAACGCUCCGGUGAUGCAUGCCAUCCUUACGAGCCAUUCAAGUGUCCUGGUGAUGGCACAUGUAUUUCGAUUCAGUACCUGUGCGAUGGAGCCCCGGAUUGCACUGAUGGUUAUGACGAAGAUUCGCGCCUCUGCACAGCUGCAAAAAGACCACCGGUGGAGGAAACGGCGAGUUUCUUGCAGUCACUCUUGGCCAGCCACGGACCCAAUUACUUGGAGAAAUUAUUCGGAAGCAAAGCGAGGGACGCCCUGGCUCCUCUUGGUGGUGUAAACAUGGUCGCUAUUGCUCUUUCCGAAUCUCAAACGAUCGAGGAUUUCGGGGCUGCCCUCCACCUCAUGCGUUCCGAUCUCGAGCAUCUGCGUUCCGUAUUCAUGGCAGUGGAGAAUGGAGAUUUGGGUAUGCUAAAAUCCCUAGGAAUCAAGGACUCGGAGCUCGGUGAUGUCAAGUUCUUCCUGGAGAAACUCGUCAAUACCGGCUUCCUCGAUUAAAAAUAUUCCUCAAAUGGCAGAAGGCAGUUAUGAAACGCGUCAUCGCUCCUGCCUCCUGCGGUUUUUCCCGUUGAUGGAUCCCGAGGGCAGAUCAAACUUUAUUCACUCCAGUUUUACGAGACAGUUGGAAUUUCAAAUAAUCCACAACGUGAAAAUAUGUGGGAGAGCAGUGACGCGGGUAAUGGCUGAGGUGCCCUCUAAUAUCAAUUUUGUAUACGAGACAUUCUGCACUAUUCCCACAGCAUCGCGAUAAAUUUUUAUACGAUAUUCAACAAUAUAUUCUCAAUUUUUCAAAUACUGACUCAUCAAUUCCUCGGGAACCUCGUCAACAUCUUCGCAGUUGAAAAUUAAUUUCGAACUAUCUUCUUUGAUGCUAUCCCACUAUUUAAAAUCUACCUGACCCUGAAUGAAAAAAAUUUCAAUGAAGGAUACAUUUUGGACUGAAGAAUUACGUGUUUCCAAUUAGAAGAUAAAUAUCGCUCCCAAAUUUUCUAAUGAAGAAUACUUUAUCCUUCAAUCCAAUGCUCUCCUGUAAACUUUGUUUCAAUUAUUUAAAAAUAAUUUGAAUUGAAUUCUCCAGUAACAGACGACUGGUCCCCAUGAUGCUGUGAGAAUAGUGCAAAAUAUCCCACACUCGAGAUACCAGUCUCUUUUUUAUUCCGUUAUACAUUGAAUUAUUUAAAAUUGAUGGUUGAAAAUUUGUCGAUGUGAAGUGUCUUUUCCAUUGUUCUUCAUUCCCUCGGCUCAUGUUCGCGCUUUGUGAGCUGAGGGAACCAGAGAGCAGUAUCUCUUCGUAUUUAUAAUACUAAGGAUGAAAAAAAAACUUAACAAUCAUCUUCUUACCCUUUUCGAGCUUAAAGCUUUGCGUAUUCAUGCACGAGUUACAUGGAACCAGGGAAGAUGAAACAAAAGGGAUAAUGGAAGGAUUCACCAGGUAUUUGCCUGGGGCUAGAUGUAAUAACAGGGACUCGAGGGAUCACAUGAUUUCUAGAAUCCGAUAACGAUGAUAAUCAUGUUAUGGAGAUUCUAAUAUGUUUAUGGCCUAGAUUAUUAUUCGGGGGGCUAUUUCCUAUAUCGGUGUUAUAUACAAUUUAUGGAGACAUUUGGGGGACGAGGGACAAAUCUCUACAAUGAUGAGGCUAUUUCUUUGAUGAAAAGGGAUUACCUUUUUUUUAUCUCCCUUUCUUCGUUCUUUUCAUUUUCACUCUGUCUGGACUUUCUAUGAAUUCAGCAGAGAUUAAUUAAUUGCGAGUUUAAUGUCAGGGAUGGUGGAGUAAAAAAUUAAUGGACUCAGUUAAUUGAAUCUUUGAGGCAUGCCGCAAGAAGGGAAAUGCGUUAGAAAAAUUGGAGUGCUAUGCAAGGAAAAUUUUUGAGGAUUUAUCCGGAAAUACCAGAUGAAUGUGAAAACUUUCAGGUGUUACUCAGUGAAAUUGAUUGUGCACUGCAUUUUUUUUAAGGAAGUUCCCUUAGGGUUCAGUUAUUCGUGGAAUAUUUUCUUUUCUCGGAUGUCCAGUACUUCAGGCAGUUUUAGUUUCAAUAUUUCAUCCCGGAUAUUGACCGGUACCUCUGAAUUUAAUGGUGAGUGUUUUACAGUAGCUCUCUGUUGUUAACUUCAAAUUGCUCUAUCGAUCAGCUAAUCCGAGUGGAAAAAAUACUUCGACGAAUGCCACUUGUGCUCCAGAAUUGAUCGGGUAUUUGUUUAAUACAUAAAAAUUUCUCGUGCUGUGCAUUUGAAAUUUAUAUUUGACAUUUUCGUACCGUCAUGAAGAGAAAUUUUUUGGGAAGAUUCUACGACUGAGAAAACUCUUCUGAUGCUUGCACGUGAGUUUUUCCAGAAUUUGUGUGAAAAGGUCGUAUAAUACAGAAAAUCUUCACGUACCAGCCCUUGAACACUUGAACAUUUGUUCCCUCUGCGGCACUCUGGGUUUUUUCCCCAGUGGAAUAUUUUUCGCUGAAAAUUUAUCCGUGCACGAAGCCAUCGAGAAACACCCGAUAAUUUCAGAGGACUUGUGAUAUUACCACGGUAGUCACAAUAUUUGGGUUGUUUAUCCUUAUCACGGAUGUACGUGGAAGGAAUAAAUUAGGGUGGAGUCACCCCAUGCGACGAAUGAAUUUAAGGCGUGGGCCAUUCGGAGUAACGUGCGACUACACGACAGUAUAAUAUUUUCGAUUUCUUUCUCCAUCUGUUGAUUAUAUCUGAGAAUUUAUCGUGUACAUAUCAAUUAUAUGCUUCCCACCACUGUACCUGUAAGUGUGCUUUUGAUGCACGUCCCCCGCGACUUCGCAAUCCAAACGGAAUUUAAGACAAAUCGCAAAGUGACAAUUCUAUUUCAGACUUUGAGAGGGCAGAAUUUCCAUCGAGUUGCGCAUAAUCCUUUUUAUUUGGGGAUUAUUUUUACAUGCGAGUGUCCAAGGUUUAUCUAUUUAUGAUUAUUCGUCCUUUUGGGCGGACGAGGGCAUCAGGUUGAAAGUAUUUAGUGAAUUAUUUAGAGUUAAAGAAGAAACGCGGAAAACGGCAGUUUAGAAUUUGAUUUUUGUACUGUCUGCACUGUUAGGAUUUUUUUCUGUUGAAUUCCAAAAUGGAAUAUUGCCAGAUGUUGGAGUCUCUUUAAUUAUUCGGCCACUGCUAUUAUAAAAACUUAUACAAAUGUCUCUGCAAUUUUUCUCUAUUCAUUCCUCCGCCACUCCUCUUCAUUCAAUUUCCGUACGCGGAGAGAAAUAUUCAGUGAAAAUAAAUACCAAGAAUCAAUUACUCGAAAUUUUCCUCGGAAUCGAAGAGAUUAAAUCAGAUAUCUUCAGUAAAUUCUGAAACAAAAUUGACACGUUAUUUUUUCUACGUCUAUUUAACUCAACUAUAAAAAAUUGUUAAACUUUCGACAGCGUAUAUUUUCCGUAAUUUCCGCUUUCUCUCGUAAUUUCUAUUGAAUUUUUCUCACCGCAUAGAAAUAGAAAAUUAAUUCUCCAACUUGUGCGACUCUCGUCAACGGAAAGUUCCUAACAGUGUAAACUUUGAAAGAAAAAAGUGACGAAAGGAGAGUUGAAUGAAAAAUAAACAUAUCGAAAGUAAAAAUUGUGGUAUUUAAAUAUUAUAACGUCAAGCGUCACGUUGAUAUUGCAUUAUACAAACAAUACAAAUAUUAAACAUAUCAUAUUUAAUAAAAAAUAGUAUAUUGGAUAAGCAAGGAUAAUGAACCUAUCUUCAUUCCCCACCUUUCUUUGUCAAAAAAAAAAUAGGGGUAAAUCACCCAAGAGAUGCGUAGAAAAGUAGAAUAGUAGCUGAUGCUGUGCAUCAUUAGACCCAAAUGAACUCCAGGAAGAGGCAGAGAGAGAGUGGGACCCAAUAACUUAUAUGAAACGAAAAACCAUAUCCUUGCUAAAGUUACAUAUCAUGUAAAUGAAUAAUAUUGAUUGAGAGUACUUUUAUGAGGAUAGAAGAAGAAGAAAAUACUAUUUUGGUAUAAAUGAUACGAAACCCUUACCAGAUAUCAAUUGUAGCGAUUCAAAAUAGGGCCUGAAUCGCUCUAAUUAUUUUCUGGAUAAAAAAAACCUUUGAUUCAUAUCACCAUCAAUCGGGAAUUGUAAAAUCUCUUGAAUUCUCGUAAUCAGCACCGAAUUUCAUUAAACGACGAUGAACGCAAUGAAUAACUGGAAUGUCCGAUAUAUUACGAUUCAAUACUGUAUCUCAAACAUAUCAUAUGUGAUAGAGUUAAUAAAAUUCACAAUUCGCAAUUUCCUCAUGAUAAUUGCGUUAUUCUCAGUAUCACCCCAUCGAUGUCUGUAUUUUAUUGAAUUAUUUCUUGAUAAGCAAAUAAAGUCUGAACAAAAUGAA
Molecule: messenger RNA, 4918 nt
Organism: Fopius arisanus
Lineage: Eukaryota; Metazoa; Arthropoda; Insecta; Hymenoptera; Braconidae
Product: prohormone-4
Exons: 6
Coding region: 211-1089 (292 amino acids)
Molecular function (GO): protein binding
Source: RefSeq, a predicted model, not a curated record